This is a messenger RNA of Triplophysa dalaica, 3122 nucleotides long. It is a transcript of the gene colgalt1b, whose product is annotated as collagen beta(1-O)galactosyltransferase 1b. The record is from RefSeq and is a predicted model, not a curated record. Gene Ontology annotation, molecular function: procollagen galactosyltransferase activity. NCBI's taxonomy places the organism in Eukaryota, Metazoa, Chordata, Actinopteri, Cypriniformes, Nemacheilidae. The transcript has 12 exons. The coding region runs from base 19 to 1833 and encodes 604 amino acids.
GUCUCUGUUUCUCCGGCCAUGCAGCUGCUCGCUGUCCUCGUGCUGCUGUUCUGGACCGGACCGGUUCGCGGUUAUUUCCCGGAGGAGCGAUGGAGCCCGGAGUCCGCGCUGCUCGCGCCGCGGGUGCUGGUCGCGCUCGUGUGCCGCAACUCGGCGCAUUCUCUGCCGCACGCCCUCGGUGCCAUAGACCGCCUCAACUACCCCAAAGAUCGGAUGGCCUUGUGGGUGGCAACAGACCAUAAUUCUGACAACACUACGGAGCUCCUCAGGGAAUGGCUCAUAAACGUUCAGAACUUUUAUCAUUACGUGGAGUGGAGACCACAGGAGGAGUCCACUGUUUAUAAAGACGAGAGUGGACCGAAGCAAUGGACCGAUGCUCGAUACGAGCAUGUGAUGAAGCUGCGGCAGGCGGCGCUGGACACGGCGCGUGAGAUGUGGGCCGAUUAUUUUCUGAUGGUGGAUUGUGAUAAUCUGCUGACAAACCCAGACUUUUUGUGGAAGCUGAUGCAUGAAAAUAAGACCAUCGUGGCCCCCAUGCUGGAGUCCAGAGCCGCUUAUUCCAACUUCUGGUGUGGCAUGACUUCUCAGGGUUACUACAAGCGGACGCCAGCCUACAUGCCCAUCAGGAGGCAGGAGAGGAAGGGCUGUUUCGCUGUUCCGAUGGUUCACUCCACGUAUCUGAUAGAUCUGAGGAAGGAGGCGUCCCGUCAGCUGGCCUUCUACCCGCCCCACCCCGACUACAACUGGGCCUUCGAUGACAUCAUCAUAUUCGCCUUCUCAGCACAGAUGGCAGAUGUUCAGAUGUACAUCUGCAACAAAGAGGUUUAUGGGUAUUUCCCCGUACCCCUGCGUUCUCAAAAUACGCUGCAGGACGAGGCUGACAGUUUUCUGCACUCACAACUGGAGGUCAUGGUACGUGGACCUCCAGCGGAACCAUCCGUGUAUCUGUCUGUUCCUCAGAAGCAAGCGGAUAAACUGGGUUUCAACGAGGUGUUCAUGAUAAACCUGCGCAGACGCUCCGAUCGCAGAGAACGCAUGCUGAGGUCUCUGUACGAACAAGAGAUCACUUGCAAGAUCAUCACGGCUGUAGACGGCAAGGCGUUAAACUUGAGUCAGAUUCAAACUCUGGGCAUUGAGAUGUUACCUGGUUACAGUGAUCCGUACCACGGACGUCCGGUCACCAAAGGAGAAAUGGGCUGUUUUCUGUCACAUUAUAACAUCUGGAAUGAGAUUGUGGAUCGGGGGUUAAAUGUGUCCCUGGUGAUCGAGGACGACCUGCGUUUUGAGGUUUUCUUCAAACGUCGCUUGCAGAAUCUGAUGAGCGAGAUUGAAUCUCAGGGUUUGGACUGGGACUUAAUUUAUAUCGGGAGGAAAAGGAUGCAGGUGGAGCACCCAGAGAAGUCCGUGCCCAAAAUCCACAACCUGGUGGUGGCAGACUAUUCCUACUGGACGCUGGCCUACAUGAUCUCAUUACGUGGAGCUCAGAAACUUCUGCGAGCCGAACCUCUGAAGAAGAUGCUGCCGGUGGACGAGUUCCUUCCCAUCAUGUUCAACAAACACCCCAUCGAGGAGUACAUGUCUCACUUCGAGGAACGAGACGUGCUGGCGUUUUCGGCCGAACCCCUGCUGGUGUUCCCCACGCACUACACGGGCGACGCGGGCUACAUCAGCGACACGGAGACGUCCACCGUGUGGGACAACGAGAUGCAGCACACCGACUGGGACCGGGCGCGCUCGCGAAAGAGUCGUCAGCAGGGGGAGCUGAGCUCCGAGGCUCAGAAUACAGACGUUCUCCAGUCGCCGCUGGACAGUACAGCCAGAGACGAACUCUAGAAGAUCUCCUCCAACACAACACGUUAACAAUGACAUCAUCCAAUGUGCAGUAUUGACACAUUUACCGAAAUACUGAAGACGCUGCUUCUCCGAGAUUACAUGGAAGCAGAUCUUAAGAACGGACAGAACUGUAGUGACAUAAUCUGAGAGAAGUGAAGCUGGGCGAUGUCACAGAUAUCCACACGAUCAGAGACAAUCCUUUCUGUGCUCUUAGGAACGUAUUCACUGUGUUGCCAAAAUCCUGUUUAAAGAAUCUUACAUCGAAUCGGUUCACACAAUGUGAUGCCGGUUUCAUGCGACUUUACACCUUUAUCGGAUGCAAAUUGUUUUCAUAUUAUAAAAAUCACAACGGGAGCUACGCAGUGAUGGUUACCAUAUACAUAAUGGUUGACAUGUUAAUAAAGGCGGCGAUGAUUUUAACCUGAUCUCAUGGGUCAGAAAGCUUGUCCUUGCCAAAUCCUUUGCGCUUUAGUUUAAACAAACGUUACUUUAACGUUUCUUUAUUGUCGAAGCGUAAUUGAAGAACAUUACUGUGAGCAUCGUAUUCUGUGUUGAAUUGAUUUCAAGUGGCCUUCUUGUGUGAAUCGAAAGUGUUCAGAAAUCACUGACAAAUUCCUGACAAACAUAUAUAAAUACGGAUGUUAGUACGUAAGGUAAACCUGCUUGCAGAUAACUAAUUUAUUGCUUGUUCAGCUGAGUUCUAAUUCACAACAUAAGUGUAAAUGUACAGAGCUGGUUUUAUGAGUAUUAAUGUUUCUGUCGCCCUCUAUCGAUCGUGAUAUGAACAGCAUGUGUUGAUCUCCGGUAUUAUUUGGCCUUUAUUUUUAUUUUUUUCAAUUGUGUAUUUUUUAUUAGGCUUAAGAGGUUGUUUUGGGAGAACAGCAACUUAAUACAUAAUUAUUGUGUAAAAUGUAAAUGUACUUUUUUUAUAUAAUUGCAUGUGAUAUAUUCAUUUUUACAUCAUUUGUUUUUUCGACAAUAUCGAAACGUCACCAUUAAAAAUUCCACCUAAAAACUUAAGUGCACAACAUUUCUUAAAUUCAAAUGCAACUAGAUUAUAAUUUAAAACAUUUUUGCCCGGUUUCACAGACACGGCUUAGUUUAACCAAGGACUAUGCUUUUAUAAAAAUGCCUUGGAAGAACAAUGGCACUUGACAUUUUGAAUUGAAUAUCACUUACAGUAAAGAAGUUUCUUUUAUUUUAGUUUUCAUGUUUUUUUUAUUUUGCUCAUAUAUGCAUUUCCAAAAUGUGCCUUUUAUACCAAGGAAUAAAACAAAAGUAAUUUAUUA